Molecule: messenger RNA, 1437 nt
Organism: Vicia faba (fava bean)
Lineage: Eukaryota; Viridiplantae; Streptophyta; Magnoliopsida; Fabales; Fabaceae
Source: the annotation of a GenBank genome assembly
AUGGAUUCGGAAUCUUCGAAUGAUUCUUUAAAUACAAAGACGUGCAAAUGUCGUUAUUGUAAUUGCGAAUGUGGUUGCUCGGAGAUUUCCACGAAUUGGAUUCGUAAGGUGAAACGGAAACAUGACGAGAUGGAGAAGGCGAGAAAGGUGAAUGGUGGUGGUGGGGAUGGCGUUGUUCGCGUUGAAAUUGAGGAUGAAUGUAUUGCGUUACGAGAGGCUGUUAGUAGUCAGCAGAAAGCGAUUCAGGAUUUGUAUUCUGAAUUGGAGGAGGAGAGGAAUGCUGCUUCGUCUGCGGCAAAUGAAACGAUGUCGAUGAUAUUGAGGUUGCAGACGGAGAAGGCGGAGCUUGAGAUGGAAGCGAGGCAGUUUAAGCGUUUUGUUGAGGAGAGGACGUGUCAUGAUCAGCAGGAGCUUUUGGCUUUGGAGGAUUUGUUGUAUAAAAGGGAACAGGCGAUUCAUUCGCUUACUUGCGAAGUUCAGGCUUAUAAGCAUAGGUUGAUGAGUUAUGGGUUGACUGAGGCGGAGGUGGAAGGUGAUUGCGAGUUUCCGCCUUAUGAGUAUCCUCCUUUGAAAUGUAAUGUAAUGCAUGCUGUUGGGGAUGUUGAUAAUGAUGAUGUUUUUGAUGUUGAUGUUGAGAAGUAUGCGUUUGGGGAAACUCCGAGGGAUCGUUUGAGGAGCUUGGAGAAUAGGAUAUCUCAGAUGGAGAGAACUCCGACUUAUAGUCAAAUGGAUGGGGAUUUUAAUACGAAGAAUGUUAUAGAGAAGGUGAUUGUUGGACACUCUCCUAGAAGGAAUAAACAUUCGAGGAAAUUUUCAUGUGACUCGUCUUCAUUUGGCCCUGAGUUUGUGUUGGAUUCUCCGAGGAUCAAUGGUAGCUUUAGGAAGACUGAUUAUAACGGGUCAGAGGAUUUCUCCAAUACUAAGAAGGUGGAUAAUGUGUCUGAGGUUGGUGAUAAUACGACUGAUAGAGUUUACACUGUUGACUCUGAAUUCAAAGGGGGAGUUGGUGGUUAUGAUGAGUAUUCAACAACUCCAAGGGAGUUUGGAAAUCAGAGUGAUUUUGAAGAUCCAUAUGUGAAGAAGCUUUACAUGAGGCUUCAAGCACUUGAGGCAGAUAGGGAAUCAAUGAGGCAGGCCAUCAUUUCGAUGCGUACCGAUAAAGCACAGCUUGUUUUGCUCAAGGAAAUAGCUCAACAUCUGUGCAAAGAGAUGUCAGACCAGAGGAGAGUGACGACCGUAAGAACCUUUGUUGGCGGCUUCUCGUUCUUCACAGUUUUUAAGUGGGUGGCUUCAAUUGUUUUCUGGAGAAAGAGAGGUCAUCAAAUCAAGUAUAUGUUUGGGCUGCCAUCUAGCGACGCCGGCUUGCUAAUGCUGCUUGACAAAGGUCCCCAGCUAAGGUCGUGGAGAUAUGUUUCAAGAGCCGAAACAGGAGAAUAG